AAAAAAAUCACAAGUAAUUUAAAGAUUUGUACCUUUGGCUUUAAUGGUUGUACAUCCUGGAGUUUCCUUGCAGCCUCAUUGCCGGUUUCAAUCUACAGUACAUCAAGAUAUAAUCAUAUAAUUCUUCAUUACAUACACAACACAUCCUUCACCAACAUGAAGCAAUCUCUUUUACCUCUGAUGCUGCUGUUCUUACUUCUUGUCAAAAUAGGGGAAUCUGAAACGGGAAUUGCUGGAACUGGAAUCGGGUAUUUACCUGAACCAGGCGGUGGUAAUGGUGGUCAUGGGGUGGUGAGUGGUGGUGGUGGGGAUGAACCUGAGGUGGUUAUUGCGAAGGCUCUUCAAUGUUUUAGUGAUAAGCAUAUUUAUAGGAGUUGUGAAGAGUCUUGUCGGUUGACUGAGAGCGGUCAACUCAACGUGCCACCUGGAUACACCGAUGAAUACUGCAAUGGGCCGUGUUUAAAGGAGACGCAUCUUGUGCUUAAUUGCAUUGAUGAUAUGUUAUCACAUUAUGUUUUUUAUAAUCAUGCUACUGUAAAUGAUGUGAAGGAAACGAUAAAAGCGGGUUGUAGCUAUGGCCCACAUAGAGGUGAUUUUAAUGUGGCUGAACACAUUGAAGAUGAUGAAAGCAAUGCAUACAAAAUUUACUACACCAACUCUAUACUGUUUGGGUUUCAAUCUUUGUUUGUUGUUUUUACUCUAUUAUUCUGAUUUCCUUUUGUUAUUGUUUUUUUUUUUUUCUUUUAUGUGUAAGUGAGAUUUGUUUAUGUUAAAAUCAUGUCCAAUCAUAUGAUAUUUUGAAGUCACUGUAUGAAAAUCAAAUUGAUGCUCUAUAGAAAAGGUUUUUGUAAAAAUAUUAUCAAAUAAAGUUUUUACUGUUACAUUUAAAACUUAAAAUUCAUAAUAAGUAUAUUGUAAGCACCUUUAUGAAUGUCUUCGGUCAGUAGU
Molecule: messenger RNA, 948 nt
Organism: Lactuca sativa (garden lettuce)
Lineage: Eukaryota; Viridiplantae; Streptophyta; Magnoliopsida; Asterales; Asteraceae
Source: RefSeq, a predicted model, not a curated record